UCAAAGAGUUAUUUAACCUUAAAAAAGUGGUAAUGAUAAACAUUUCUGAAAUUUACUUAGUUUUAAUAAAUGAAUGAUACUCUGGAAAACAUGAGUGGAGUUAUUGCAGUUCAUUGUGGUGCAGGAUAUCACAGUGAAAAAAUCCGUCGUCAGUAUAAUAAACUAUCUAGACAAGCCUGCAGAGCUAGUGCAAAGAUUUUAAACGAUGGUGGAACUUCACUUGAAGCAGUUAAGGCAGCAAUUACAGUAGUUUUAGAGAAUAAUUCGCUUACAAAUGCUGGGAAAGGGUCAAAUUUAACAAUCGAUGGAUAUGUGGAAUGUGAUGCUGCUAUAAUGAAUGGUAGAACUUUGUUAUAUGGGGGGUGUGGUGCAAUUCAAAAAGUUAAAAAUCCAAUUGAAUUAGCAUACGAAAUUUGUUGUAAGCAAACACAGAAAUUACCCCUAGGACUUAUACCACCAACAUUUCUAGUAGGUAAUGGGGCAUUGAAAUAUGCCAAAAAUGUUGGCAUAAAAACAGUGCCCAAAAAGUACUUGAUGAGCCAAUCUUCAUUUAAAAGAAUGAAAAAAUACAAAGCAUUACUUGAGCAAAAGACUGCUGUUGAAUAUAAGGAUCUUAUGGAUACUGUGGGUGCAGUGUGUGUUGAUAAAGAUGGACAUGUAGCAUCCGGAUGCAGUUCAGGAGGAUUGAUAUUAAAAAAACCAGGUCGUGUUGGACAGGGGGCUUUGUAUGCAUGUGGAGUAUGGGCAGACAGUUUCAAUUCUACAUCAGAAAAUUCAGUGGCAGUAUCUACAACUGGCUGUGGAGAGUAUUUAAUAAGAACCCAGUUAGCUAAAGAAAUAGCAAAGGAUAUUAAACAUGCUGCAUGUCCUGUUACCACACUUCAUAAGUCAAUGAUAGAAAAUUUUAUUGACUCGAGAUUUUUAUGGGAUGUGUCUGAAAAGUUAGGCGGCGCAUUGGUGCUACAUGUUAAACCGUCUAAGGAGGGACAUGUGAUGUGGGGCCAUAGCACAGAAACAAUGAGUGUAGGGUUUUUAAAUUGUAACGAUGGCAAAGCAAAGAGUGUAGUGUCCAAACUGCCGAUGGAAGUGUCAGUGGGAAGCAGCGUUAGCGUUAACGGCAUCGAUUUUACCUUGUAAAAAAGUAAGUCUUACUAGAAAGUUUAAUUACCUUAAGACAUUUUGUCCAUUACAGAAGCAAACUAAAAUCCUUUUGUAAUGUCUUUUUUAUUGUUUAAAGCGAUAUUAUAUAAGAAAGACAACUCAUCAAUAAAUUAAGGAUACAUAUAACAUUA
This is a messenger RNA of Agrilus planipennis (emerald ash borer), 1292 nucleotides long. RefSeq names its product threonine aspartase 1. Lineage: Eukaryota; Metazoa; Arthropoda; Insecta; Coleoptera; Buprestidae. The transcript has 5 exons. The record is from RefSeq and is a predicted model, not a curated record. Bases 70 to 1137 code for a protein of 355 amino acids. Gene Ontology annotation, biological process: protein maturation. Gene Ontology annotation, molecular function: threonine-type endopeptidase activity.